Molecule: messenger RNA, 931 nt
Organism: Drosophila takahashii
Lineage: Eukaryota; Metazoa; Arthropoda; Insecta; Diptera; Drosophilidae
Product: microfibril-associated glycoprotein 4
Source: RefSeq, a predicted model, not a curated record
AUGAAUCUAUACAAUAUUUGUGUUUUGUUGUUAAGCUGUGGUUGCCUUUUUUCAAGUGGUCAUAGCAAUAAAUUGGAAGAUGUCUACAACAAAGCUGAAAAAAUGAUUUCCAGUUUAAAAACGCAGCUGGAAGAAUUAAAACAGAGCUACAUGGAAUUGGCAACACAGAAUGAGAUUGAAGAGGCUGAGAUUAAACCCUCAUCCUGUCUAGCUGCUGGAAUCAACUCAGAUGGCAUCCAUGUGAUUGAAGUGCCUGGUCUGGAGCCCUUUCCCGUUUUUUGUGACACUCGACUGGCGGGAUCUGGUUGGACUGUUAUUCAACGUCGUCGAGAUGGAAGUGAAAAUUUCUAUCGCUGUUGGGAGGAGUAUAGCCAGGGAUUUGGGGACCUCAGUGGAGAAUUCUUUCUGGGUCUUGAGAAACUACACUUUCUAACCGCAGCCGAACCCUAUGAACUUUAUGUCUACUUGGAGGAUUUCGAUGGAGUAGUACAUGAUGCUCGAUACGAUGAUUUUGCCAUUGGCAAUGCCAACGAAUCCUAUUCGCUAUCGGUUUUGGGCAAAUACUCUGGAGAUGCAGGCGAUUCCUUGAGAUAUCACAAGGGAAUGCCUUUCUCCACGUUUGACCACGAUACUUUGGGCCACGGAUGUGCCAGGAUUUAUGUGGGUGCCUGGUGGUACGAUCAGUGUGAGAGGAGCAACCUAAAUGGCCAAUAUUUGGAGGGUGGAAGAUUUGAGCCCAAGCUCUCGGGUCGCGGGAUCACCUGGAUGAGCUGGCGUGGCUACGAUUAUGGCUACAAAUUCGCACAAAUGAUGAUCAGACCCAAGUGUUCCAACAAUCUAAAAAGGCAGCCCAUCGCCCAUUGAAUUCUACACCGAAAACCGAAGGGAAAUCGUUUUAUUUCCUGAUAAACACUAUCAACAUUUUUUGGGC